Molecule: messenger RNA, 1414 nt
Organism: Dufourea novaeangliae
Lineage: Eukaryota; Metazoa; Arthropoda; Insecta; Hymenoptera; Halictidae
Gene: Crzr
Product: gonadotropin-releasing hormone receptor
Exons: 5
Coding region: 7-1263 (418 amino acids)
Biological process (GO): neuropeptide signaling pathway
Cellular component (GO): membrane
Molecular function (GO): corazonin receptor activity
Source: RefSeq, a predicted model, not a curated record
CACACGAUGACGGCAUUCAUUGAACCAGUCGGAAACUUCUCCGUGGCCGUAUUACCAGACUGCGAUAAUUUGACCGACUUUGUCGGUCAUUCUCGCGGCCUUGAUCUUGCCCUUGACUCCAGAACAUGGCACAAUGUCAGCGAACUCGAUUAUGUGUUUCACUCUGGUUCGAUAAACAACGUAACAUGCCUGGAGCACGCACCACAGCUAACGACUGGCACUGUGUUCAAGUUCAUCGUUCUAACCAUCAUGGCGAUCCUCAGUUUCUUAUCAAACGUAGCGACGAUCUACUCGAUCACAAGAAAUCGUCGCAGGCAGCACAGCUGGUCCGCAGUUUACACGCUGAUUUUACACCUGGCGGUAGCUGAUCUAUUGGUUACUGUGUUCUGCAUAGGCGGGGAAGCACUGUGGAGCUAUACCGUCGCGUGGAUAUGGGGAAACAUUGCGUGCAAACUGUUCAAAUUCCUACAGGUAUUCAGCCUGUAUCUGAGUACAUUCGUACUCGUGUUGAUCGGUGUAGACCGUUUCAUUGCUGUGAGAUAUCCUAUGAAGGGACUGAACACGGCACACAGAUGCUUGAGGCUGGUAAUCUUAGCGUGGAUACUGUCUUUCACCCUGGCAGCCCCUCAGAUUUUUAUAUUCCAUGUAGCUCGGGGUCCAUUCGUUGAAGAAUUCUCACAGUGUGUAACUCAUGGGUUCUACACUAAACACUGGCAAGAACAACUUUAUGUGUGCUUCAGUUUAUUUUUUAUGUUCCUUCUUCCUCUAAUUAUUCUUAUAACAACAUAUGUGUCGACAGUGAUUACAAUCUCUCGAAGCGAAAAAAUUUUUAAGCUGGCGUUAACUAACAAUAAUGUGUGUCACAUGAACAGAGACAUAAACAGAAGAAAACUGAUACAUCGAGCUAAGACCAAAUCAUUGAGAAUCAGCGUUGUCAUUGUCGCAGCUUUCAUCAUAUGGUGGACGCCUUAUUACGCCAUGAUGAUAAUUUUCAUGUUUCUUAAUCCUAACAAACAUCUUAGUGAGGAAUUACAAAGCGCAAUCUUCUUUUUCGGUAUGAGCAACAGUCUAGUAAAUCCUUUAAUAUAUGGUGCAUUUCAUCUCUGGCCCCGAAGAAAACGCCAGAAUUCAUACCACAGGGAAUUAUCGACGACACAGCGUAGGCUUACGCCAACAAUGAACACUGAAAGCAGCUACAAACGAGAAUCACGAGACUCACGAGUACCAUUUUUAUCAAAAAAUACUUCAACUACUACUAUGUGAAAAAGAUAAAACACCAAGCUUAAAUUUUCGUUUAAGGAAGAACUCCUAGAUCGGGAAGAAGUAUUUUUCAUCAAACAUUCACACACACCGAGCGAAGCGAUAAAACUAUUCAUAUUGUCACACUAUCUCACAAUCAGAGUCGCAUCCUUGU